Messenger RNA from Populus trichocarpa (black cottonwood), 928 nucleotides. Its product is annotated as LOB domain-containing protein 2. Lineage: Eukaryota; Viridiplantae; Streptophyta; Magnoliopsida; Malpighiales; Salicaceae. Bases 15 to 746 code for a protein of 243 amino acids. The record is from RefSeq and is a predicted model, not a curated record. The transcript is spliced from 2 exons.
CUAGGUUUACAAGGAUGCAAAGAGAGAAUAACAGCGACAAUAAUAACAAUCGUACGCUGGUUCAUCCGGCAUGCGCAUCGUGCAAGCAUCAACGGAAGAGGUGCACGGAGGAUUGUGCAUUGGCACCGUAUUUUCCAGCAGAGAAAACCCAAGAAUUUCAAGCUGUUCAUAAAGUUUUUGGUGUUAGCAAUGUUGUUAAAUUAGUGAAAGAUGUCAGUGAAGAGAGGCGAAAAGAGACGGCGGAUUCAUUGGUUUGGGAGGCUCUUUGUAGGCAAAAUGAUCCGGUUUCAGGCUGUUAUGGGAAGUUCAAGAGAUUAAAGGAAGAGCUUGACUUGUACAAAACUCAACAUCCGUCGCUAAACCAAAACCAAAAUGGACAGCAGCAGGGGGGCGUAGUGUAUAACAAACAGUCUCCGGUGAUGGUUUACGGGAUAAAUAAUAGGGCGAACGGUAUUGGAGGAGGAGGAUUAGCUAACAAUAACAUGGUAAGUUAUGGCCAUGAUAAUGAGAAUUUGAUUGCUGACUCAAUCCAGCAUAAUUUUCAUUGGGAUUAUGUGCAAAGUCUAGAUAAAUCAAAGCGCGAAAGAGAUGCUAGUUCUCUUCUUCUUCCAUCACCACCGCCGUUGCCACAUCACUAUUCCAUCAAUGGAUUUAAUCAACAACAAUACUAUCUUCCAGGCGAAUUUGGUUCAAUGGAAAGCACACUCUUCAUGGGAGAAGAAGAUGGACACCAUAGUUCCUUGUAGCUAAUUAAUCUUGGACCCAAGGCAUCACAGUUUAGCUCCUUCAUUCUCCAUCGUGACAGAAGGCAGGUUUCCUGAUUGUUCUGAUCAUCUGUAUCUCAAUCUUAUAUUUAUUUUCAUUUGAAGAGAAGAGUGAAUAUACAUGUGUGAAUGUAUAAAUUAGGAUCGAAUUCGGAGCAGUGCUG